AGUCCUUUGGGUUAGCACAGAGAGGCAGAUGUUACACCAUAGUCCAUUGUGGUCAAACCAGUGCCAUGAGGUGAUGGUCUCCCUCUCUGGCUCCUUCUCUCGUCCCUUUUGUCCACCCAGGUGAUUGCUCCCGAGUCCCUCCAAAGGGCAGUCCUUGUCCCCAUCGCCUAGCACUUUCCCCAUUGGUUCUCCAGCUCAGUGCACAUGUCCCAUCUGCUGGGUUUUCCUGCUGUUCAGUGUAGAUUGUUCAGUCAUUGGGGUGUCUCUUUGUCUUGCUGGAUCCUCUGUUGAUCUGGGUUGGUUUCAGCAUGUUCUUUAAUGGCCCAGACAGCUAGGUGACACACCCAUUAUGGCUUGUAUUUUGUCCUGACAGCAGAGUUAAUCCUCCCAUUCCCUGCCAGGUAGCUGUGCAAGGUGUAGGAGGAAACUGAGGCACAUAUCAGAAUCCUAAAAAUAUUACAAAUCAUUCCCACUUUGUCACUCAUGCUCUUAUUCCCUUUCCAACGAAUGUACUUUUGACAAGGUUCCUUCCCCACUCUGAACUCUAGGGUACAGAUGUGGGGACCUGCAUGAAAAACCCCCUAAGCUUAUUUUUACCAGCUUAGGUUAAAACUUCCCCAAGGUACAAACUAUUUUACCUUUAUUGCUGCCACCAAGCGUCUAACAAAUAUAUAACAGGGAAAGAGCCCGCUUGGAAACGUUUUUCCCCCCAGAAUCCUCCCAAACCCUACACCCCUUUCCUGGGGAAGGUUUGAUAAAAAGCAUCACACAGCAGAGAGAACCUUUGUCCCCCCCUUGAAAGUAUCUUGUCUCCUCAUUGGUCAUUUUGGUCAGGUGUCAGCAGGGUUAUCCUAGCUUCUUAACCUUUUACAGGUGAAAGGGUUUUUCCUCUGGCCAGGAGGGAUUUUAAAGGUGUUUACCCUUCCCUUUAUAUUUAUGACAACUUGCCUCACCUGAGCCCUUUGUUUAAUUAGCCAAAGAGUAACUGAUGAUUCUUUUGGCUGCAAGGAGUGGAAUGACCUGCCAGGCUGGAACUGGUUUUACUGAUUACAACCAGAUGGGCGUGUCAGUGGCUAGUACUUUAAGCGGUGCAUGCCAAUGGUGUUGUACAGAUAACCAAGGAUAGUGGAGCAGACCCUCUACCCGUCUAAGCAGAGAAGAGAUGGCGUCAAAAGAUCCCCCUCUACCUGUUACCCACACAGAACCUGACAUGCCAUCUGGAGCAAAAAUAUUUAGAACCGUGCCAUAUGCUUUUAUCCUACCAGAGCUAAUAUUUGGAUGCUGGGUCUGGAUCCUCGUAGCUGCCACCACAGUGUAUUUCCCUAUGCUGCAGGGAUGGGUUAUGUACGUCUCACUGAGUUCAUUUUUCUUCUCCCUGAUGUUCCUGUUGUGUUACCUGUUUGGAUUUCACAGAAACAGUAACUCAUGGAAAGUAGUGGAUAGUCUGUAUCAUGGGGCCACUGCAAUUUUCUAUAUGAGCGCUGCAGUCUUACAAGCUAAUGCAACAAUCCGCUCUGAGACUGAAGUGCUUGCACAAUAUAUUCCUCGUUACUAUCAAAUCAAUGUUGCUGCCUCAUUCUUUACUUUUAUCACUGCUCUGCUGUAUAUUUUACAUGCCUUCAGCAUCUACUACCACUGAAGACUGCUGUCAAGGAGAGAAACAGGGUGACAGAGACACACAGCAGUGACACCUGGACUUUGUGUACCUAAAACAAUGGUUUAAUUGGAUUAAGAACAUAAUUCAGUAUAAAUAUAGGUCAUUUGGAGCCUGGCUCUGCCCCAUUUUAAUUUUAAAAGAUACUUCUAUAAAUCUAUAUUGAAAUCUUAAGUUUUAUACCAUAUUGUGUAUUUUCUGUCUGAAAACAGUAUAGUUUGGGGAAAAGCUUGUCAAUCUUCUGUGUAGGGCUACUUGCACAUCUUCUCUUUCCCACGUAUCACAUCUCCGCUUUUGGUCGUGUCCAAAGGCUCUCUGGCUGGAUGGUCACAUAUGCCUGUGGUAGGGGUUACAUGAACUAACUUAUUGGAAAAUA
Molecule: messenger RNA, 2030 nt
Organism: Caretta caretta (loggerhead turtle)
Lineage: Eukaryota; Metazoa; Chordata; Testudines; Cheloniidae
Gene: MALL
Product: mal, T cell differentiation protein like
Biological process (GO): myelination
Cellular component (GO): membrane
Molecular function (GO): structural constituent of myelin sheath
Source: RefSeq, a predicted model, not a curated record